Messenger RNA from Myxocyprinus asiaticus (Chinese sucker), 2341 nucleotides. Its product is annotated as chemokine-like protein TAFA-2. Lineage: Eukaryota; Metazoa; Chordata; Actinopteri; Cypriniformes; Catostomidae. The coding region runs from base 442 to 840 and encodes 132 amino acids. The record is from RefSeq and is a predicted model, not a curated record. Gene Ontology annotation, molecular function: receptor ligand activity. The transcript is spliced from 5 exons.
UUCCGCUCUCAACACAGCACAGCGGGCAGCCACAUCUUUAACACAUGACAGCAGCAUUUGAAAACCUCCCAUUCCGUAACCAGAUGAGAUGACAAAAAUAGAUAAAGGGAUUUUACAGAUUUGAGUCCUGAGUGAGAAUAUUAGCAACUGAAGAUCUCAUCAUACUUGGUUACCCAAGUGUCAUCCACCGCGCAAAGUUCAGCCGCAUCUGAAGGAACUUUGGAGAGUGGGAGUUUGGAGGACUCAUUUUAGACUCUCUGAACUGGAAACUUUUUAAAUUCGAUUAGCAUUCUUGUGCGCCCUGUAGGUGAUGCUUUUUUUGGGAUCGUUUGUGCGCAAAGGGAAAUUAUCUGUCUUUGACGCUGCCGGGGCUUUAUUCCUGACAAUGAAAAGCAAAUGAGACGCUUAUCGCAUCACUUUUGUUGACAGCACAACGACAGGAUGCGGGAGAGGGAACUGCAGCAUGUGGGCAGGAGAUUGCUGCUGUUGGGCAUCUGUCUGCUGUCUCUUUGGGGCCAGUUGAGUUUGGCCUCAACACAUCGCAGCCAUAUUGUGCAUGUCAAAGCGGGGACCUGUGAGGUCAUUGCAGCCCACCGCUGCUGUAACAAGAACAAAAUCGAGGAGCGUUCCCAAACUGUCAAGUGCUCUUGCUUUCCUGGGCAGGUUGCUGGGACAACAAGAGCAGCUCCUUCCUGUGUGGAUGCUUCUAUAGUAGCACAGAAGUGGUGGUGUCAGAUGCAACCAUGCAUGGAUGGUGAGGAGUGUAAGGUGUUGCCGGAUCUUAAAGGCUGGAGCUGCAGCACAGGAAGCAAAGUCAAGACGACCAAGGUCACACGAUAGUCUGGGAUCUAUUACAUUUGGGAUUAGCUGUACAUUUUUUCUUUUUCUUUUUGUCAAAGCAAUGGAAAUGAAGAUAUAAAAGACUUCAGACUACUUCACAACUAUGGAUAUCAAGUUUUUAGACCUUGAAUACUAAUAUCGCUUGGAAUGGACCAUUUGAGCACAUGGAAAAUAUUUUUUUUCUUUCCUCCCUCAAUGUUUGGCCUGCCAAACUCCUGUCUGUUUCAUAACAACAGUGUUGGACAAGAUCAUGCACCAUGUAAAAUAAAUAUUCCAUAAAAUCAUCAAGAUUGUGGAUACGUUUAGAAAAUUCUACAAUUUCAGAACUAUGGAUUACAUUUCCUUUUUGAAGAAAAGUGGUCUUGAAAGUUUCACUUGCUACUUAAAUCGUACGUGUUCUGGAGGCACUAAUAUUCUGUUCCCUCUCCUUUGAUGCCAAAAUUUUUUUUCUUUCGUUUACGGCCAGACUUUUUGAUCAGUGUGAGAUGUAUGAUUUUUGGGUAUGGUUUUGGAGCACUCAGCUCCAUUUUAAAAUGGACUUGUGCAAACAAGAGGCAAGUAUAAAGAUAAGAAUUACAGUUAUUAAUAAUGGAUGAAAUGUUAAAGUGGUCUACUAUGGGACCAGUGAAAAUUAAGAUAGCAAAGAGAUUUAUUGUCUGUUUUUAAAAGCCUUGGUGGCUGCUAUUGAGUAAAAGUGUCAGUAUUAACUCCAAUAAAAGUAUCUCUAUGGGAAAUCUCAUCCAAUCGUAACUUUGAAGAAUGGUUCUUUUUCAAUCAUAAAAGAGAAACUGCUUUUAAAUUCAAUGUGAAAUGAAAAUUGACCCUAUUUAUUGUCUAAAUGCACUUUUCUUGUCUUGCACGGUCACCGUGUCCUAACCAGGCGCGAUGUGGAAAGUUUCCAAUGACAAGCAAUUUGUCUGUCCAAACUGAAUGCAGAACUGCUCUGAAGAAUGACAGAAUCACAGCCAAUCAAAGCAUAUUUGAUGUUUAAUGUACAGUUACAGUAUGUGGAGCAACAUUUCAAACCAGUGAGGUUUCAUGGUGGGCAACUGAAAUGGAAAAUGUCCUGUCGCUCAACACUUGUUGUAGUCAGUUAAGAUAAAAACUCAAUUUUACAUAAAAGAGAUUAGAACAUGGUGUUAUUGUUUACAUUUCAUUGGUGCCCAUUAUUCCAAAUAAUAAUAAUACUAAUAAAAAAAAAAUGUGUCUUUGUAAUUUUUCAUCAAAAUGUAAUAACUAGCUCUGCCUUUGAAAUUACAUUUCUUUUCUGGUGACAUCACAAAUCCCUCUUACUUUUUCAACCCCUACCCUCCAAUCACCUUGAUCCAUUGUGGUAUGUACAGUAAUGCCCAUUUUUCAUAAUCCAAUCAAUUCCUGAUGGAUAAAAUCAAAUCCUGCAUUACAUUUUUUCUUGUUGAAUAUCCGGUUUCACUUGGAAAUACAUCAGAUUACAGAAGUAAAAUGGGUUGCAAAUAUGAUUUAUUGAUGACUUUCAAGGCAA